AGAGCGCAGCGCACGGACACACACAAAGAGAGGGGAAAAUACACGGCGCCCGCCCGCUGCCCCCAGCAACUCCCCGGGCCGCCCCGGCCUGGCCCUCCGCGCGCGGCCCCCACUCCCCAGCCCCGCGCUCCCCCCAGCCCCCACGUGGCGCCCCAACUCGGCGCGGGCCCGCUCUGCAAAGUACAGAACUCGUGUCCCAGUGGAAUAGAAGAUGAAUGCAACUGAAUUCAGUGAAGAUGUAGAAGAAGUUCUAAAAAAUAACACUGUGAAAGUGGAGACAGAGGCCGAAGAUGCGGCCCUGGACUGCUCAGUGAAUUCCAGGUCCUCCGAGAAGCACGCUCUGGACAGCGUCUUCACUGGCCUCCAGGACUCCAGCAAGAGAAAGCAGCCGGGCGGCGAGGGCCCGCCGGACUCCGUCCCAAGCGUGAAGAGGCGGCGGCUGAUUCCCGAGGCGCUCCUAGCAGGCAUGCGGAACCGGGAGAACAGCUCGCCCUGCCAGGGCAACGGGGAGCAGGCAGGCAGGGGCAAGAGCUCGGGCUCCGUGUGGCCGGGCGAGGAGGAGCCCAGCAACGACGUGACCACGCCCUCCUACAAGAAGCCUCUGUACGGCAUCUCGCACAAGAUCAUGGAGAAGAAGAACCCUCCCACCGGAGACGCGCUUAACACAUUCGAGCUCUUCGAGAAGGCGAACCCCAGGAACAGCCCCUCACCGCUGCGGCUCCUGAACGAGCCACAGAAGCGGGACGGCGGCGGCGCCGCGGCAGCCACCGACGGUGACCCCAACAUCUACUUUCUCAUCCAGAAGAUGUUCUACAUGCUCAACACGCUCUCCUCCAACAUGUCGCAGCUGCACAGCAAGGUGGACCUGCUCUCCCUGGAGGUGAGCCGCAUCAAGAAGCAGGUGAGCCCCACCGAGAUGGUAGCCAAGUUCCAGCCGCCCCCCGAGUACCAGCUCACGGCAGCCGAGCUCAAGCAGAUCGUGGACCAGAGCCUGUCGGGCGGCGACCUGGCCUGCCGCCUGCUGGUGCAGCUCUUCCCUGAGCUCUUCAGCGACGUGGACUUCUCCCGGGGCUGCAGCGCCUGCGGCUUUGCGGCCAAGCGGAAGCUGGAGUCGCUGCACCUGCAGCUCAUCCGCAACUACGUGGAGGUCUACUACCCAUCGGUGAAGGACACGGCCGUGUGGCAGGCUGAGUGCCUGCCCCAGCUGAACGACUUCUUCAGCCGCUUCUGGGCCCAACGGGAAAUGGAGGACAGCCAGCCCGGCGGCCAGGUCGCCGGCUUCUUCGAGGCCGAGCAGGUGGACGCCGGCCACUUCCUGGACAGCAAAGACCAGGAGGAGGCCCUGUCCCUGGACCGGAGCAGUACCAUCGCCUCGGACCACGUGGUGGACACGCAGGACCUAACUGAGUUCCUGGACGAAGCCUCGUCGCCCGGGGAGUUCGCCGUCUUCCUUCUGCACCGGCUCUUCCCCGAGCUCUUCGACCACCGGAAGCUGGGCGAGCAGUAUAGCUGCUACGGGGACGGAGGCAAGCAGGAGCUGGACCCACAGAGGCUGCAGAUCAUCCGCAACUACACGGAGAUCUACUUCCCCGACAUGCAGGAGGAGGAGGCCUGGCUGCAGCAGUGCGCCCAGCGCAUCAACGACGAGCUGGAGGGCCUGGGGCUGGACGCGGGCAGCGAGGGUGAGCCCCCGCGGGACGACUGCUACGACUCUUCCAGCCUUCCCGAUGACAUCUCCGUGGUCAAGGUGGAAGACAGCUUCGAGGGCGAGCGGCCCGGCCGGCGGUCCAAGAAGAUCUGGCUGGUGCCCAUCGACUUCGACAAGCUGGAGAUCCCGCAGCCCGACUUCGAGGUGCCUGGCGCCGACUGCCUGCUCAGCAAGGAGCAGCUGCGCAGCAUCUACGAAAGCAGCCUGUCCAUUGGCAACUUUGCCUCACGCCUGCUCGUGCACCUGUUCCCCGAGCUCUUCACCCAUGAGAACCUGCGCAAGCAGUACAACUGCAGCGGCUCCCUGGGCAAGAAGCAGCUGGACCCGUCCCGCAUCAAGCUCAUCCGCCACUACGUGCAGCUGCUCUACCCGCGGGCCAAGAAUGACCGCGUCUGGACACUGGAGUUCGUGGGCAAACUGGACGAGCGCUGCCGGCGCCGGGACACAGAGCAGAGGCGCUCCUACCAGCAGCAGCGCAAGGUCCAUGUGCCGGGCCCGGAGUGCAGGGACCUGGCCAGCUAUGCAAUCAACCCCGAGCGGUUCCGGGAGGAAUUUGAGGGGCCCCCGCUGCCCCCCGAAAGGAGCAGCAAGGACUUCUGCAAGAUCCCCCUGGAUGAGCUGGUGGUGCCCUCGCCCGACUUCCCGGUGCCUUCGCCGUACCUGCUGUCAGAUAAGGAGGUGCGCGAGAUCGUGCAGCAGAGCCUCUCUGUGGGCAACUUCGCCGCCCGGCUGCUCGUCAGGCUCUUCCCCGAACUCUUCACCGCCGAGAACCUCCGGCUGCAGUACAACCACUCCGGGGCGUGCAACAAGAAGCAGCUGGACCCCACGCGGCUGAGGCUCAUCCGCCACUACGUGGAGGCCGUGUACCCGGUGGAGAAGAUGGAGGAGGUGUGGCACUACGAAUGUAUCCCCAGCAUCGACGAACGGUGCCGCCGCCCCAACAGGAAGAAAUGCGACAUCCUGAAGAAAGCCAAGAAGGUGGAGAAGUGAUGGGCACCGCGGGCACUGAGCGUUCUGCCGGAGCCCGCGACGUGUCCACAGCCGCGCACCUUACGUCGGCGGGGAGUGGCCUGCUGCAUUUGCACACGUGACCGCCCCGCCGGCCACGGCCGCGAGAAAAGCCUCGCAUUUGGCCUCUUGUACUUACGACUUUUGUCCUGUGUUCCUGGCGGUGCAGCCAGAGUCUGGGGAGGGCCAAGCUGUGAUAGAAGAGAGGCCUCAGGAGUCAGGGCUCCCUUUCCUUGGCAGUGUCCUCCCAGUCCCCUCACAAUUUGAAAUGCAAAUCGAGCAGCCCUCCUGGUCCUCUUCCCACGUUUUACAUC
Messenger RNA from Balaenoptera ricei (Rice's whale), 3030 nucleotides. RefSeq names its product BEN domain containing 3 (gene BEND3). The transcript is spliced from 4 exons. NCBI's taxonomy places the organism in Eukaryota, Metazoa, Chordata, Mammalia, Artiodactyla, Balaenopteridae. Gene Ontology annotation, cellular component: heterochromatin. Gene Ontology annotation, biological process: rDNA heterochromatin formation. Bases 212 to 2698 code for a protein of 828 amino acids. Gene Ontology annotation, molecular function: DNA binding. The record is from RefSeq and is a predicted model, not a curated record.